CAUCCAAAUUCCAAUUGCAAGAAGAGGCUUUCAAAUUGCUUCUGGGCCGCACCUGAGAGUAACCACGUCGAGCGUCUAUAAACCAAAGCAUCAUCGCCCAAAUGUUCUUCGCCCUUUGUCCCAAAGAAACAAAUGCCCUCGACUGUUUUUAAGUUCGAAAUUCAACCCCUUUUUUUGGGUUUUCUUAUUGCCUGGGAUUGGAGUAAUUGCUUUGCUUUGAUUUGUACCUAUGAAGACUGAAGAGGUUUUUCUGGCAGAAUAUUUCCUACCGCCAUGGAUAGCAGCAGUAAGCCAGUGACCGUCAGUUGUGAAAAUGGUAAGAAAACUUACCCUAGCUGCAAUGGUUUAUCCUAUACCAGGCAAUUUUAUUUGGAUGGUUCAGAUCUUUUUAGAAUGCCGAGAACUGCAUAUUUUCUGAAGGCAGAGAAUCAGCUAGGGCUUUAAGUUUUCCUGUAGAAAUUGUUCAUCAUCAACCUCUAACAUGAUUCAACUCUGCAAUUUGAAGACCUUCAGAUUGGUUCACUCAAUAUUUUCUUGUACAUUUGCUUCCAAAACAAACAGAGUGUUGGUUGGAGAUCCAAAACCCUCACAUUUUUCUCUUCAGAGUCAGUUGAUCUGCAGACGCAUCACGUCAGAAAUCUCAGAAAACCAACACAAUUUCACAGUCACUUACCUCAUAAACACUUGCGGGUUGUCCCCAGAAGGAGCGAUUUCAGCUUGUAAGCGGGUCGAGUUGAAGUCACCAGAAAGAGCAGACUCCGUUUUAGAGCUUCUGAGAAACUAUGGAGCAUCUCAAACCCAGAUAUCAAAGCUUAUUAGGUCACAUCCAAAACUUCUUUCAGCUGAUCCUGAGAAAACCCUUUUGCCAAAGCUUGAGUUUUUCAGCUCUCUUGAAAUUUCAAAGGUGGACCUUAUAAAAACUCUGACUUUUAAUCCACAGCUUUUGGCAGCCAGCUUGAGAAAUCGGAUUUUGCCCACUUAUAACUUCCUCAGGAGUAUGCUCUCUGAGAAAAAUGUUGUUGCUGUUUUAAAACGCAACUCAUGGAUUUUCUUGGAAAGUCACCGCAAGCAUGUUGUUCCAAAUAUUGGGCUUUUGAGAGAAUCGGGUAUGCCUCAACCAUGCAUUUCUUUGUUGUUAGCUCACUGUACUCCCUCUUUGAUGGUAAAUCCUGAAAAAUUUGGUCAACUUGUGGGUGAGGUUAAGGAAAUGGGAUUUAAUCUGGAAAAAUCAACUUCAGUGAAUGCCCUGUGUGCAUUGUGUGGUAAGAAUAAGUUGGUAUUGAAUAGAAGUCGUGAAGUUCUUAAGACAUGGGGUUGGUCUGAGGAUGAUUUUCUCUCCGCUUUCAGGAAGAACCCGCUGUCUAUGAUUGUCUCGGAGAAGAAACUUAUGCAAGCAAUGGAUCUUUUAGUGAACAAGAUGGGAUGGUCGUCAGGAAUGAUUGCCAAAUAUCCUGUGGUCCUCGGUCUCAGUAUAGAGAAGAGACUUAUCCCAAGGUGCUCUGUUGUUAAAGUUCUGUUGUCGAAAGGUUUCAUAAAUGGGAACUUGAAUCUGGGUUCUCUGCUGAAACCGGCAGAGAAGCAGUUCUUGGAGAGUUUUGUGAACGGAUAUCUUGGCAAAGUACCUGAACUGUUAAGUGUGUAUCAAGGGAAGGUAGAUAUCCAGGAUGUCUGAUCUGAUAUGUUGAAACCGGUGAGGAUGUAAUUAUUUUAGCCACCUGAUGCUGCAUCACUCAUAUGCAUUAGCUUGCUUUUGGCACAAUACUAUAAUGCUGUCCUCUACCCUGGAAAUUGUCUUUAAAGUAAGGUUUAAAUUGUAUCCCACAUCUUACUAAACUUUUGCAGGAAGUAAAUUCAGUUUUUCUUUCUUCUACUCGGCAGCCUACCAUAGAUUUUUAAUUAGAUUUAUAUAAUGCUUUCUUAUUAGAACAAAUGCCUGCCAUAGCAUCGCCCAAAUUGUUCUGUUUAUGGUUCCCGACUUUGGUUACCCUUGAAAGUUGAUUUUGUACAAUGUGCACAUGUAUUGCUUCUAUUAGGGUAUAAUGUAUUGUAUUUUGGGUGAGGAGUGGAAGAAACUAAUUUCUGUCCAUUUUUCAAAAGAUAAGAAUGACUGUAGGAUUCGUAUGGGUCACGCACGGGCUGUCCCAGCUCGGCAGUUCAUUCGGUGACUUCGCGGUCGCCAAAUGAAUUGGGACCCUGUGUUGAUGAUCUACUAGUUGAUUCAAGAUCCGGGUGAUUUUCCCCAUUUAACUAGUGCCGAAAUCAGUCGGGAAUCCGAAAUGACGGCACAGCACAAGCCGCCGUACCUCCGGAGGCUCCGCUUUGCCUCAGAUCCACUCAGGUUUCGUCCCGAACAUCUCCUUGACCUAUCCUCUUUGAUUCUGAUUAUGGGGCAUUCAAUGCACUUGAUGUAGACCAGAAAGAAGAGGCUACCCGUGGGCUGGGAGAGUAGCUGCCUCUUCACUCUCCUUCAGCCGAUUCAGAUACCGAAGCAUCUCUCUUGAAGAGAGGAGCAAAAGCUCUAUCUUUGACUCAGGAGGGCGUUCCACCACAUCGACUGAUGCGGCGCGGUUCCCUCGUUGUGAAAGAAGUAAUGAAAGUGAAGCCCCAGGUCAAUCUUUGAGUAAUUGUCCUCUGAGAUGCAGCUAGCCUACUUAAGCGGCCACGGUUCGUUUAUAGGAACUACUUCAGUGUCAAUGAUUGAUUAGUUUUAUAUGGAAUCAUGUCAACAUGGCAUCAAAGGAAUCGAUAAGCAUCAUUUUCUCA
This is a messenger RNA of Prunus persica (peach), 2763 nucleotides long. RefSeq names its product transcription termination factor MTERF6, chloroplastic/mitochondrial. The record is from RefSeq and is a predicted model, not a curated record. Gene Ontology annotation, molecular function: double-stranded DNA binding. Gene Ontology annotation, biological process: chloroplast organization; regulation of DNA-templated transcription. Lineage: Eukaryota; Viridiplantae; Streptophyta; Magnoliopsida; Rosales; Rosaceae. Gene Ontology annotation, cellular component: chloroplast. The transcript has a single exon. Bases 482 to 1672 code for a protein of 396 amino acids.